Molecule: messenger RNA, 1112 nt
Organism: Linum tenue
Lineage: Eukaryota; Viridiplantae; Streptophyta; Magnoliopsida; Malpighiales; Linaceae
Source: the annotation of a GenBank genome assembly
GACGAACUCUCCUUUUUAGUACUUCAUCCUCCUCCCUGCUUCACGCCUUUUUCCACUUGCAUAAUCGACCAACACCCAAAAAAAAGAAGUAGAAGGAAACAAGAUGUCUGGCAGUAGCAACGAAAGAGGCAAGGAGCUAAUGGGGGAAGGAUCCAGCGACCCACACCACCAACAUCAUCACUACGAGCAGCAGCAGCAGGCUGCCACUCCGAGCCGGUACGAGUCGCAGAAGAGAAGGGACUGGAACACGUUCGGGCAGUACCUGAAGAACCAGAGGCCGCCCGUGCCGCUGUCCCACUGCAACUGCAACCACGUCAUCGACUUCCUGCGGUACCUGGACCAGUUCGGGAAGACCAAAGUCCACAUCCAGGGCUGCAUGUUCUACGGCCAGCCCGAGCCCCCGGCCCCGUGCACCUGCCCGCUGAGGCAGGCCUGGGGGAGCCUCGACGCGCUCAUUGGCAGGCUCCGGGCAGCCUACGAGGAGAACGGAGGCUCCCCCGAGACCAACCCUUUCGCCAGCGGGGCCAUCCGGGUCUACCUCCGCGAGGUCAGGGACUGCCAGUCCAAGGCCAGGGGGAUUCCUCACAAGAAGAAGAAGAAGAAGCAGCAGAAGCCGUCUGGCGAUCACUCUUCUUCUGCCCCUCCCUUGCACUACUCCUGAAUCUGCCACCUACCCAGCUACCUCCUCAUCAUAUUAUGAGAUGGUAUACAUAUCGCUGUGAAUCAAAAUGGGAGGGCGGUGAUACGUUCUCCUGGUGUUGCUGCCCCUACGCACGCUUUCCUCUUCUUCUUAUGGCAACGCCGAGAUAUGAAUGAUCAAGGAAGACAGCAUAUUGCCUAAAUAAAGACAAUGUCUCUUCUGGCAUGCCUAGCUGGAGUUGUAGCUUUUCAGUUUGAUUUGCAGCUGCUCAGAACCACGAUUCAUCUGAUUUGGUGAUCCUUCUGUCAGUUUAUUGUUAUAGCUGUUUGAAAUAUAUAUAUGUGGAAAGAAUCUGGAAGUUCCUUAAAUGGAGGUACGAUCAGUACAGAUCUAUCGUGCAUGGCAACUUUUAUCGAUCUGAUAUUCAGCUCAUAAAUAUAUAGCUUUUCUAGGAGCUAAGUUUUAAUCUCUG